Seminavis robusta is the source of this 762-nucleotide messenger RNA. The record is from the annotation of a GenBank genome assembly. Lineage: Eukaryota; Bacillariophyta; Bacillariophyceae; Naviculales; Naviculaceae.
AUGAAACUCUUUUCAAGAAACAAGAAAAACGCUGUGGAGCAAACGGCCGAGGAACCCACUCAGGUGACAAAGCCUGCAAAGGAGCCCAAGCCCGCGAAGGAGCCCAAGGAGAAGAAGAAGAAAGACAAGAAGGAGAAGAAAGGCUUCUUCCUUCCCUACGAGAGCAAGGACAAGUACGAUUCCAAGCGCGGCUUCUUCCGACGAAGCUCUCGAAAAAUCACGAGUCCUACCGAGGAAAGGAAGAAGGGCUUCAAGCUCCCCUUUGAAAAGUCGGAGAGAAUUGACGAAGUGGCAGAGCGUCCCGAGACUCCCGUCGAGACUCCCAAGCCCGAGGACAAGCCCGAAGAAACCACAGCACCCACGGCGCCUGUCGAGGAGGAAACUCCGAAAGAUGAGGCUGCCGAACCUGCUUCACCCAGCAAGCAACAGACCGAACCCGCAGUAGUCCCAGAGACUGUCAACUCGGAACAAGACGACGAGGAUGACGACGAAGAGGAGGAACCACAACCGAGUCCUAUCGCCAAGCCCACCACACCCGUGGCAGAAGAACGAAGCCCACGAAACGAGGAUGACGACGAUGACAAGGAGGAGGAAGAUGGACCUGCCGAACCCGAGGGCCGAAAUGAAGAAGCUGAGGGUGAAGCCCCCGAAAAGAACCCUCAACAUGCAAACUCUCGCGAAGGAAGCGAGCGAACUGAUAGCAAGAUGUCCAUUGAAGAACCAGUGGAGGAAACCACCGGAUUGCUGUGUGGAUGCAUCUAA